AUGUGCGAAUGGGUGGCCUCGCUGGCGCAUGGGCCGGGCGAGCCAAGCCGCGAGACCUACUUGGGAGAAGGUGCCUCGGAAGCCGACGAUUGGGAACGGUGGCACCGCAUGCAACAGCUUCGUGCUCAGGUCCUGGGUUCUUCGGCGGCCCAAAGGCUUCUGAGAAAGCGGCGUUUCGUGACGAACGCCGGGGACCAGACACGCUACAAGGCGGCCGGCGACCUGACAGACCAGGCCUUCAGCGGGGCGGUUCCGGAGGAGUGCCCGGUGCUGGGCUAUGACAAGGAAGCGCCCCAGAGCUACCCCAUCGACCUGACAACCUGGAGGAGAUCGAACGGGACGAGGGCGAAGAGGCGCCCGAAGGGGAAGCGAGCAAUCAAGGGGACCCUAAAGGUGAGCGGCGCGGAGGAACACAUAUGGCGGUGGGCGAAGUCCACCUUCCGCUGCCCAGCUUGCAGCUCUGGCGUCCUUCCGAAGCCGGCGCGGCCAGCCACGAUACCGAGGUGCUAUGCUCCCAAUGUGGUUGUGGCGGUGGACCUCUUCGAGCUCCCCACUUGGAACAAUGACGGUUCGGAGCGCUACUUGAAUGCGGUCUGCCUGGGCACCAACUUUCAGAUGGUAGAGAAGGUGCGCAGCAAACAGCCAGGAGCAGUGUGGGCAGCUCUGGCGCGAUCGUGGGCCAGGGUCUUGGGCUUCCCGCAGAUUAUCUUGCUGGACCAGGGCACCGAGUUCUUAGGCGAGUUCCGCCAGAACGCCCACGACCUCGGCAUCCUCAUCCACACCAUUGGCGCGAGGGCGCCGCGCCAGAACGGACGGGCAGAGCGGCACGGAGCUCUCUUCAAGGCCAUGUUUCAGAAAGCCCUUUGGGCCAACCCGGCCACCAGCAGCGAGGACUACAAGGUGCUUUUGCGAGAAGUGGAAUCAGCCAAGAAUCGCCUCUCGGAUAGGAGCGGUUUCUCACCGGCUCAACGUAUGCUGGGGGAAACACCUAGAACUACGGGCGAGCUGCUGGCGGACGAGAUGGUGGAUGUGGUCCUGAAGGGCGUGACGGGCGAGAUGGAGAAGAGGCUUCAAGCGAGAAGGGCCGCUCAAAAGGCCUUCGCGGAGGUGAACACCUCCCAAGCGGUGCGCCGUGCCAUGCGGGCGCGAGCUAGGACCCAGAGGACCUUCAGGCCGGGCGACGUGAUUUUUGUUUGGCGGUCCUGGAAGGCCCAAGGGAUCAAGAAGCAAGCCUGGGUGGGUCCCGGAGUUGUCGUUCUCCCCGACGGACCCAACUGCUAUGUGAAUGUGAAGGGCAGGUUGUGGCGAGUGGCGAACGAACAUGUGCGAGAAGGGACCUCCGAUGAAAUAAGGGGGAUAGAGGCGGUGCAUGAAGUGUUCCAAGACCUAAAGGAGCGCUUCCAGAGGCCGGGCCGUGAGCUUGGCGUCGUCGAGGACCUGACCCAUGCAGGUGACGCUCGGGGACUACCUAGAGCCAGGGUUGAAGAUCCGGAGCCGCCGGUACCAUUCCCCGAAGUGGCGGUGCCGGUUCAGGAGAUUGAGGAGGCGAUGCAAGAACCUCCGUUGCCUGAGCCACCGGUUCCCGAGGUCCCAAUUCCUAUGCAGGACCUCCCGCGUCAUGUGUCGCAGGCGUCUGCUGAGGAGCCCGAGGUGGAAAGAACAGCCAGCCAGCCGGAAGCCGACGUUGAGGCAAGGGUCAAUGCAGGGCAAGAAGCGAUUCAAGCAGCUCGGCAGCUGGAUGGUACGCCGUAUGGAGCCAUUCGGCCUUCGACGGUGCCACGCCUCGGAGCCUCGGCUCCGUACUUGACCGAGGCCGUGCAGGACGACUACUUUGAAGAGCCGGCCGUGCCGCCGACCGUGUUGGAGGAGAGAGCCCCAGAGCAACAUGCACAUCGAGACCGGUGGCAGUUCAUGAUAGACAAGGGGGUUCUCCGGCGGCACCAUGUGAAGUGGCGGUCUAGCUCCUUCUCUCCUUGGGAAGCUCCCAAGCUUCCUGUGCCAAUGCGGCACCUGACUUCCGAAAGGAGCACCACUCGGGUCUUCAAGACAGGCCUCACCGACCAAGUGAGCGACGACUGGAAGGAGCUCAAGCCUUCCAAACGUAGCCAUGGAAAAUGGAAGGGCUACACCGACUUCUACCUCACCCGUGCAUCGCUGGUGGAGGCCCAGAAACACCCCGAGAUGUUCCACACCGCGGCGGUGCACCAGGAGUUCCUGAUCGAGUCCGAGCCGCCGGGCAUCUUCGCAGUCAAGAAGGGCGGUGACGAGAUCGCCGAGAAAGACAUAAAGCCAGAAGACUGGCCCGAGUGGAAGGCCGAGGAUGCUAAGGAAUGGUCCAAGAUAGAGUCGUCUGGGGCGGUCAGGGUCCUAUCCCCUGAAGAAAGCAAGGCGGUGAUCGAGCAGCUGACCAAGGAGGGCAAGCUGGACCGGAUCAUCGACAGCCGCUACGUGAGGCGACUCAAGCCGGGAGAGCUGGUUGGCGAAAAGCCAGCUAAGAAGAGCCGUUGGUGUGUGCGGGGCGACCAAGAUCCAGAAGCCGUGGACCUGAAUACCUACAGCCCCACAGUCACCACGCAGAAUUUGCAGGUGAUCCUUCAAUGUGCGGCUUCACACCGCAUGCCGGGCUCUUGUGGAGACCUGCAGGCUGCUUUUAUGCAGUCGGCCCCUCUCCUUCGACCAGGCGGAAAGCUCUACGUGCGUCAACCGAGAAGCGGGUUGCCGGGACUGCUGCCAGAACAAUUGGUGGAAAUCGUGUGUGGCGUCUACGGCUUGGUCGACGGGCCAAUUCACUGGCGCCAGACGCUAAAGCAGUUCAUCGUUGAAGAGCUCCACUUUCGCCAGUCUCGAUUGGACCCCACCGUGUUUCUGUUGGGGCAGGCCGGGAAACUAGAAGGCAUCCUGGUCAUUGAGAUCGACGACAUUUUGUCGUUCGGCUACCAGGCCCAUGACGAGGCCAUGGCCAGACUACGCCAGCGGUUCAAGUUCGGCAAGUUCAAAAGCCUACAAGAGCUGCCAGAAGGUACUACCUUCAACGGCCGGCGUAUUCGCCAGACGCCUGGGUUUGAGAUUUUGGUCGAUAUGGAGAAAUACGUUCAGGAGCGCCUCUUCCCCAUGAAGUUCGAGAAGGGCAGGCGCAGCAACCCAGAGGCGGAGGCAACGGCCGAUGAAAGGCAGAAGGCCCGAGCUGUGAUCGGGGCGUUGGCUUGGGCAGCUAAAGAAUGCCGACCAGACGCAGCGGCUGCAGCGUCUAUGCUUGCAAGCCGCUUACCAACGGCCAAAGUGAAGGACCUGGUAGACCUCAACCAGGCAGUCGAGGCAGUGAAGGCCAAAAGCCAGUUGGAACUGCGCUUCUUUCCGAUUGCUCCUGAAGACCUGGGCUUCGGAACAGUGACCGAUGCUUCCUGGGCCAAUCAUCCAGACGGCGGUUCGCAAGGAGCCACAGCGGUGAUAGCUUUUGACAAGGCGCUCUUGUCGGGGGCCCGAGCACGCUGCAGUUUGGUCUGGUGGAAGUCGGGCAAGCUUCGCCGCAAAGUUUCUUCAACCCUCGCUGCGGAAGCUCAGUCGCUGAACAAGGGCCUCGGCGACCUACUGUGGGCCAAAGCCAUCUACACCGAGCUGGUGGAUUCGAGCUUCGAUCUAGAAAGCUUCCGCCGGGAUAUAAAGUCCAAAGCGGAUGUGGUGCUUCAGAAGUCCAACGCCGACGAGAUCCUCCGCGAGUCCUUGUCGGUGAUCGACGCUAAGAGCCUCUACGACAACUUGGUUAAGGACGGCAAUCAACCGCAAGAUAAGUUCACGGCCUUGGACGUUGCGAUUGCCAGAGAAAAGAUAGACGGCAUGGGCGUGCAAGUGAGAUGGGUGGAGCACCAAAGUAUGAUCGUCGACUGCCUCACCGAGGUGAAGGGCAGCAAGCAGGCGCUAUUCGACCUGCUGGAGUCCGGGACUUUUCGGCUGGAGGCUGAAGGCGAGCUCCUGGAGGCUUGGAACGACGAGCCCAAGAUGGUGAAUCGAUGGAAUACCCUGAUUCGCCUGGUUGCAAAGCGGCGCCGAAUGCAAGACGUUUUCCAGGUCUAUGAUGCCAUGCGAGCACUGUGGGUUCGGGCGGAUCACGGGACAACGGAGUUUAUUGCAAGAGCAGCAGUGGCCACCGUGGAUCUUAGUGGCCUUGUGGACUCGUUUCAUACGAUGCCUCCAGCUCGAUAUCCCGAGGUUGUUUUUGUGGGCUGGUCCAACGUCGGGAAAAGCUCCUUAAUCAACUCCCUCCUCCAUCGCACUGCUGUGGCCCCGGUGUCUACGAUGCCCGGGAAGACGACUCAGUUCCAUUUCUAUACCAUCAACGAGCACAAUGCAGCUUUCCCUAGGAUGACGCUGGUUGAUGUUCCUGGCAUUGGCGAGGCCAUGGCAGACGAGGUGCAGACGAGGCACUGGAGGCGAACUCUCGACUUGUACCUGAAAGAGCGUGGUCCGACGUUGCGCCAGGUUUUUCACCUGAUCAGCUGCGAGGUAUUGUUACGUCGGCAAAAACCAUCUCCUUUGGACAUUUCGGUGAUGGAGAUGUGCCUCCAUCACCGAAGCAAGUUCAACCUGGACUACACCUUGGUGAUCACAAAGAUUGAUCUCAUUAGGAGCAAGAAGGAUGCCGAGACUGUGUACGAGAACCUGUGCAAAGUUGUUCGCAGGCUUCGACUUGGCUCGGCGAAGAUUGUCCCAGCCAGCGUCCGCAGCACCACUGGCCGCGUGCUGCUUUGGAAACGCUUGUGGAGGUCCGUGGAUCCCGAAAACAGUGCCUGGCACUCGUCGCAGGAUCUCAGCGCCCUCCGCCAGGAGGUGGAGCGGCUAGUCGAAGCCAAAGAUGCCGAGGCUUUGAUCACACGAGCAAAGGAGGAGUCUGGAGAUGGAUGGGAAUGCAUCGUUCGCGGAAUCCUGGCUCUUGGAAGACUCCGUGAUGCCUGGAACAUCAUCCAGGCCGGUCCGCAAAGAGCUAGAGGUUUGGAAGAGCAGGAUACUGCGGAGGAUGGUAUGGAAAAUGACAUGGAGAUGCUCAAGGAGGGCCUUUUGGAGGCUGCAGAGGCCGGGGAAGAAGCUGCAGAAGACAAGGACGAGGAAGAUGCACAAGAGGUGUCGGAGGAAGAAGCAGGGGCGGACUUCUUCGCCAUGCCUGAAGACCUGGAGUCUGAGCAGAUGGCUGCCAUGCAGGAGAGGGCGGCCCUUGCAGUGGGCGAGGCGGCCUUGGCACCGAGUUCGGACGCGGGCGAGACCUUGCAAGGGCUGGCCCCGCGUGAUCCCGCGCUGGCCGAGGAAGUUGCAAAGAUGCUGAGCAAGGAACAUCGUGGGGCGGCGGCAGAGCUGCUGAUGGAGCAGGUCGUUGCCUCCGCACGGCUCGAGAGUCUCGACUCGGGCCAGUUUCCCGGCAGCUUCGGAAAGCUCGAAGCGCUGCUGAAGCAGGCCAAGGAGGAUGCAAUCUUCACGCCCUGGAGUGCCGACCGCUGGAACAGGUUGCUCCGAGUGGUCGGCAGUCAGGGCAACUUGCCGGCUGUUGAGAGAGUGCUGGACUACAUGUCACAGUUUCAGGUCACUGGUGACCAGGAAACGGAUGCUGUCAUGGCCGAGUUGGUCGUGUCAUCCGUGGACUUGGGCGGGCAGGCCGUGGGCCCCUGCGAGCUGGACGAAGGCCCCGGAGCCACUCCCAAGGUGCUCUUCCUUGGUGGUCGUAGCUUCUCCUCGCGAAAAGGAGGCCCUGAUCGUGCUGCCAUAGCGGAUGCCAUUGUAUCCACGAUUCCGAGACGGAGGAUCGAAGAUGAACUCGCAGCUGUGAGCAGGGAACCUGCUCGCAAGACCCGAGGCAAGAAGUCUGCGCAGCAGUUGGACGUCCCGCUGGCCAGCUUGUUGAAGAUCAACGAAGCUCCCUCGAAUAAGGGGUCGGUGCCGGCAGUGACGCUGCUGUCGGUCCCAGCGCUUCAGAGACCGUCGGUGCCAACUGUUGAGAAAGAGCUUGCCGCCAGUGGUGGGGUCUCGCGGAAUGCGGCUCGUGGUGGGGUCUGGGGAUCGACCUUGGAGGCCGAGGAAGAAGUGAAGUCGGAAGCCGCUGCAUGGCGCGACGGCGUCUGCAACUACCUCUCCGGGCCGUGCGCAGCUCUUCUGGGAGGUGUUUUUCAUGUCGUGGAUGCCCGAGACUUCGCGCAGAAGCUGAGCGCCGAGGUCCCGAGCCACUGCAGACCGGGUGAGGAGGUCUUCAUCCAGCGAAGGUUGGAGACCCUCCUGGCAUCCAAGAGCCCAUGGCUCCCGGCUGAUGAUCGUCUUGUCCAGGCCGCCGCCCUGCGUGCCCGCCCGAAGCGCUAUGUGCUGGUCGUGGCGGAUUGCGCGCAGCUGAGCCUGGGGGGAUCGCGAAGGUUCCUGCACCAAUUUUACGUCCUGCCCUUCGUAGCGCAGCAGCGCCGAGCCUUCCUCCGAGAGAAGCUGCUUCAGGAGGUUUCCGCAGCAGCAGAAGCAAUUCAAGGGGAGCGCCCAUCCCAGAUCAGUGUGCUGCUGGCAGAUUCGGAGCAAUUCUACCACAGCUGGGAGUUCUGGAGGCAUUUCUGGUCGUGUGCGACUUCCACCGAGUGA
This is a messenger RNA of Symbiodinium sp. CCMP2592, 6600 nucleotides long. Lineage: Eukaryota; Dinophyceae; Suessiales; Symbiodiniaceae. The record is from the annotation of a GenBank genome assembly.